AUGUUUCGUAACAAUUACGACAAUGAUUCUGUCACCUUCUCUCCUCAAGGUCGGAUCUUCCAAGUCGAAUACGCACAAGAGGCCGUAAAGCAAGGUUCAGUCGUGGUUGGGAUCGUCAGUAAGACUCAUGCAGUCCUCGCCGCCAUCAAACGUAACGCAGAAGAGCUAUCAUCUUACCAGCGAAAGAUCAUCCCGAUUGAUACGCAUUAUGGUAUUGCUCUGGCAGGUCUGGCCUCCGACGCUCGCGUGCUCUCAAACUUUAUGAAGCAGCAAUCCCUGGCUUCACGUCUAACUUACGACCGUCCGAUACUUCUCUCCGAUAUCACCUCGCGCAUCGGCGACCGUGCACAAACCAACACACAGCAGUACGGCCGACGACCUUAUGGUGUUGGUCUUCUGAUUGCCGGCGUCGAUGCAAAAGGCCCGCAUCUCUUCGAGUUCCAGCCGUCGGGAGUAACGCAGGAGAUGAUUGCAUGCGGUAUUGGUGCACGGUCACAGAUGGCGCGGACAUACCUCGAGAGGAACCUUGAGAGCUUUGAGAACGCAACGCGGGAAGAGCUCAUUCAGCAUGCUCUACGAGCAUUGAAGGACAGUUUGAGUCAAGACAAGGAAUUGUCCGUGGAUAACACAAGCGUGGGUGUUGGAGGAAUUGAUGAGACCUUCAAGCUACAUGAGGGUCAGGCAGUUGCUAGCUGGCUAGAGACGGCGUUCGAAAACAAAGCUGAAGGUGGUGAAAGCAUGGAGGUGGACGAGUAG
This is a messenger RNA of Dissoconium aciculare CBS 342.82, 756 nucleotides long. RefSeq names its product N-terminal nucleophile aminohydrolase. The coding region runs from base 1 to 756 and encodes 251 amino acids. The record is from RefSeq and is a predicted model, not a curated record. Gene Ontology annotation, biological process: ubiquitin-dependent protein catabolic process. NCBI's taxonomy places the organism in Eukaryota, Fungi, Ascomycota, Dothideomycetes, Mycosphaerellales, Dissoconiaceae. Gene Ontology annotation, cellular component: nucleus; proteasome core complex, alpha-subunit complex; proteasome core complex. The transcript is spliced from 3 exons.